AUGCCAUUCUCCUUCUCCUUCUCAUUCUCAUUCUUAUCCCUGCUUGCUUUCCUCUCCUGCCGUGUCCUCGCCGCCGUCUAUCCCGACCCAGCCAACGACUUCUCCUGCCACAGCGCCAUCCAUCCCAACCCCGUCAUCCUCCUGCACGGCCUCGGCGCCACCUACUACGAGGACCUCAACUACCUAGGCGACUGGCUGCGCAGCCAGAACUUCUGCGUUUUCAGCCUCACGUACGGCGCCUACGAGGGCCUCCCACCGCUGGGCGGCCUGCUACCCGUCAACGAGUCCGCGGCCGAAAUCGCCUCUUUUGUGCGGGAUGUCCAUGACAAGACGAAUAACGGUACUGGCAAAGUCGACCUCGUUGGACACUCCGAGGGCGCGUUUCAGACGCUCUACGUCCCCAAGUUCGAGGGAGUCGCGCCCCUGAUUGACCAUGUCGUUGCCAUCGCGCCGCCUACGCACGGUACCUCGUUCGCUGGCCUCGUCAACCUGGCGUACGCCCUCGGCGGGAACGCAACGCGGGAGCUGGUCAGUUUCGUCCUGAACACCGUCGGCUGCCACGCAUGCGACGACCUGGCAGACGGCGGGUGGGCAAUCGCGAAGCUGAACGACGGACAGCCGAUCGCGCAGGCAGGCAACAGCGUGACGGUGCUGAUGUCGCAGGACGACGAGCUCGUCACGCCGCCGUCGACGUCGGUCGUUGACGAGCCUGGCGUGACAAACCUGUAUGUGCAGGACGUGUGUCCGUCUGGUCCCGUGGGGCAUAUUGGCGAGGCGUACGAUCUGAAUGUGUGGAAUUUGGUCCUUAAUGCGUUGGAGGACACGCCUGAUCGGACGUUUUCCUGCACGGUGGGGGCGCCGGUGUUUGUAUAUACAAGGGCUUGA
Molecule: messenger RNA, 885 nt
Organism: Rasamsonia emersonii CBS 393.64
Lineage: Eukaryota; Fungi; Ascomycota; Eurotiomycetes; Eurotiales; Trichocomaceae
Exons: 1
Coding region: 1-885 (294 amino acids)
Source: RefSeq, a predicted model, not a curated record